AUGUGCUCCGACGGAGCGGCGAUAGCGGCCACGCCUGGCCGCGGAAACAGGUUUUCGGCAACGGAUAAUGAGUACCAGGUUGUUCUGCCUAGUUUGCCUACAGGUCGGUUGGUUUUAAAUACAGUUUUUUUGCACGCGGACGUAAGCGCUCGCCCCUACAAGGUUGAAGACUUUCGUGACGCCCUGGCUCAGCGGUCGAUACUUCCCGAGGUUAUCGCCUUGGGGGCGUAUCGCAUGAGCCACGUGUGGGCCGUCACCCUGAAGGAUGCGGAGUCAACGAAGAUGUUGGUCAACACUGGUGAGCUGCAAGUGAAAGGCAAGCGCUGCAUUGUCAUCGACCCGGCUAACAGGGAUAUUCGAAUGAAGGUACACUGGCUCCUUCACAGCGUGCCUGACGAGGACUUACGACUUGCCCUCGCGCCCUUCGGCAAGGUCACCGACGUCGUCAAGGAGCGGUGGCGUGCCGAGGGAGUAGCGGACAAGGUAUCCACAACUAGGGUCGUGACCCUCAAGAUGAACGCCGGGGUCAAAAUUGAUGACCUUCCACACCAGCUAAGUGUCUCGGGCGAACUCGCACUUGUCGUUGUGCCGGGAAGGGCUCCGCUCUGCCUUCGCUGUCGUGGCACGGGCCAUAUCCGCCGUGAGUGCCGCAUACCAAGGUGUGGGGUUUGCCGGCGUUUCGGUCACGAAGACCGCCAGUGUCAGCGAACGUACGCCAGCGUGACAGCACCAGGGAGCAGCGAGGACUCAACCGACCUUCUGAUCGAUGAGGCGGACUCGGAGGAAGCCGCGUCUCCGACAAGCGCCCGUGAGGGUGCACCGUCAACGUCGUCUUCUUAUCCGCCGGGUCAACCUGAGAAGCAACCUCUCGCGGCCUCCGUAAGGGAACCCAAAGAUGCGCCUGCCCGAGCCGCCGUGGCCACGGCGGCGAGGAAGGCUAGCACAUCAGAGCCUGUGCCUCAGGCGAGUGUCACUCAACCCGCUAAUGAGUGCAUGGACACUACCCAAGGAUCAGCUAGCGCGGCGGCCGGGAAACGGCCGCAUGAGCAGACCACGAGCAGCGAGCCGCAGCUGGACGAUGGCGGUGGGGACGAGCCACCGACGAAAGCGCCAGGUGUGAGACGCUUUCCUUUCAAACCACGGCCGAACAUUCCGUGUGAACCACGACGGUCGGCGGCAAACCCGCCUCCGUAG
This is a messenger RNA of Rhipicephalus sanguineus (brown dog tick), 1194 nucleotides long. RefSeq lists its product as uncharacterized. The record is from RefSeq and is a predicted model, not a curated record. Gene Ontology annotation, molecular function: zinc ion binding; nucleic acid binding. The transcript has a single exon. Bases 1 to 1194 code for a protein of 397 amino acids. NCBI's taxonomy places the organism in Eukaryota, Metazoa, Arthropoda, Arachnida, Ixodida, Ixodidae.